This is a messenger RNA of Cygnus olor (mute swan), 8733 nucleotides long. RefSeq names its product exophilin 5 (gene EXPH5). Gene Ontology annotation, molecular function: small GTPase binding. The record is from RefSeq and is a predicted model, not a curated record. Bases 213 to 6167 code for a protein of 1984 amino acids. The transcript is spliced from 6 exons. Gene Ontology annotation, biological process: multivesicular body sorting pathway; positive regulation of exocytosis; positive regulation of protein secretion. Lineage: Eukaryota; Metazoa; Chordata; Aves; Anseriformes; Anatidae. Gene Ontology annotation, cellular component: endosome.
ACAGGGCCAGGGGAGGCCCCGACCGAGCCGCUCCGUCCCCGGGGCCGCCUCCCCGCCUCUCCCCGCCCCGCUCCGCCUCCAGAGGGAACCGGGGGUGGCCUCUGGGGGGAAGCGGCUGCUGCGGGCGGCGGCCGGGCGCUGUGGUGCCCCGGCUCGGCCAUGCCGAUGUGGCGCCGGGCUGCCAGGGGGCCGGCGCUGCCCCCCUGCUGGGGAUGACCGGAGCCAUGAGCGCGGCUUGCCGGGGGCCCGAUCUCAGUUUUUUAAGCGAGGACGAAGCCAGGACGAUUUUCCAGGUGCUGCAGAGGGACUCGGAGCUCCGGCGGGCGGAGAAGGACAGGGUCAGAAAACUUCUGGAGAGAAAGAAGUCUGAAACAAGUCUGCAAGGGGUGACUGGAGAAUGGUUUGAAGAAAUACAAAGAAAAAAAUUUCAGAAUAACACUGAUGUCAAUACAAUGCUAAAGCCACCAUUAGAGCAUCAGCUAAGGAACAGCAAAAAGACCAAUCAUAAAGAAUUUAAAAUGUCAUCCCGCACAAAUCCUCAAGCACAAAAGAACACUUCAGCUUCCUUUCUGGGAUUCAGGUCACCUUUUGCUUGGCUUUUCUCCUUUAGAAAAUCAAGGAAAAACCAAACUCAGAAGCAACCACGAUAUGACAGUUCUGCUAUUACAGCUCCGAAAGUGGAAGAAAUGGCAACGGCUGAAAUGUGUAAUUCCCCGAUGUCAGCUGAUACAAGUGGUCAUUCUUUUGAUGUAAAACAAGAUGAAAUGAUGGAAAAAAGUACACAGGAGUGGAAUGAACAGCUAGAGAAGGAGUUUUUCAGUGUUCUAAAUGAUCUGGAUGACCAGCUGGCCCAGGAGCAAUCCCAAGAUCCACUGGACAGGCCGGUUUCUGCUAGCAGCGCUUCAAAUGUGCAAUACAACAGAGGUGCCUUCCCUACUUCAAAGAGACAGACUGCUAGUAGAGGGCAACACAGAAAUGACUGGAGUGACAUGCCUAGCACAUUUUUCCCAGAUGGACUGAGAACAAUAAGAGCCAGAGAUGAACACAAGAUUUUCAUUAGACCAAGGAAACUGUACAAUGCGUAUAUGAACUGGCAACAGACCUUUCAAGAUGACUACAAAUACAGUGAUCCAGUCGAUGAAAAUCCUCAUCUGCUAAGCAGAAGGCUGUCUUCUGUGUCUUUUGGGCGGUCUUCAGAAGGUAGCUUAUAUCCUCCUUCCAUAACACAGAACAGUGGAUUUAGGCACAAGAGUUAUAUGAACAGGGAUACAGCUGGCAGGAGUUACUCUGUGUGUUCCCUCCGGAGAUGUCCGUCAUCGGUAUCUUCUGAACAGCUGUCAGCAUCUAGUUUACAACAUCCAUUGGCAAGGGAGAGCAACAAUGAUUUUGUACCAAGGUUUGGUCGACAAAACCCGAAGAGAAUUCCUUUGUCUUCUAUUGUAUGGAACAAUGCACCAGACUCUUCUGGACAAACAUCAGCUCAAGAAAAGAUGUUUAGAACCCAAUCACUGAUGGAGUUUCAUGCUACAGACCACGGUAGAUAUCCUAGCUCUUUGCAAGAAAACAAGAAAUACGCAUGUUACCACUCAAAACACCAGUACAGAAGAUCUAUUUCAAGCAGUAAUUGCUUUAGUAGAGUUAGUUGCCCUGACAAAGCUACUUCUCCAUUGUCCUUUGAUAACUGGGAAAAUUAUCCAUUAUACCAAUCAGAAAAUAAUCUCUCCAGAUCAUACCAUAGAGAUAAUUCUCACAGCAAGUUGUAUGCAAACCAAAAAAGUUCUUACGGAAGGAAAGAGAGUUAUCCUUCUUGGACUGAUAUUCCUCAAUACCACAGUGAUGAUGUGUUUAUUUCUCCUGAUACCAGCUUUGAAGUGAUUAUGGCUAAUUUAAAUGACCAGCAAUGGACUCACACAAGGAAUGCCAAGUUUUCUUCACAGCACCUGCAGAAUGAUUUUCACGCGUGUUCUCCAGAAAAUACAAAUUACAAAACAAUAACAAGAAGUGCGAGUAGAACUUUUUCAGAAUUCACUGAGGGCUGUCAGCCUUGGCUAAGUUGUAACUCUUCGGUUUCUUCAGCUAUUAUCAGAAGUGAUGAAUCAGUCUUACCUAAUUUGAAGGACCAAACAAAACCCAUAGGACUGAAAAGGAAUUCAGUCAUUGUUACCCAAAGAAGUACUAAGGCAGACUUCACACAACUAGAAAAGGUUGAAGGUAUGAAACUGCCAGAUGAAGUGGAUUUUCAAGACAUGCCGUUACGGUCUGUUUCUCAACAAGCAGAUACAAGCUACAUCAACACCCAGAGUUUUCCCUCAAAUAACUCUGCGUUUGCCACGUUGCAAAGUGGUGCACCUCUCAUUAACUCACUGAGAUCAAAGAGGCAAACCCAAGCCAGUGCCAGAACAGAUACUGCAAAAAUGGAUGCAUCAAACGGCGAUACAAGAAAUGUACAAAUGAAGGAAAAUGAUCGCCCACCCAACAGUGUAUUCGGUCAGCAUCCCCGUAUUCUGCCAGCUGAUGAGAGCAGAAGGGAACCUUUUCUUCUGAGUCAGAAGGAAUGGAAACAUAAUCUGCAUUAUGCAAGAAAAAGAGAAGGCAUCAGACAGGAUAAUCAGUGUGCAGAAGCAGUUAACCAAGCUCCUCCAAAGGGAUUGUCUUUGCUGAAUGUUGCUUCUGCUCCAUCCACCGAAAAAUUAGCAGACUGUCAAGGCAUGUCAUCCUGGCCUCCUGACUGUUCAUCUAGUUCCUCACCAAGCUUUCCACAAGCACUUUCUCAUAAAGACAAUUCUAAAUGUUUAGGAACACUAACUAACUCUUCAGCAAGUUGCACAGUUACUGAAUCUCAUGCAGGAGGUGGAAAAACAGCUCAAUUGAGCAGAAUUGGUGUUACCAAAAAGAUUUCACAGAAAACACCACAAAGUACAAGCACUUUAGAUACUAAGGACUAUAGUGGACAAUUCAAUACUAGUUCUCCACAACAUGGAAGUUCUGGAAGUAUUUACACACAUGGAGACCCUGAGACUUCUGAACAUAGUUUAAAUUAUUUUUGCCUUGAAAAAGAAAGAGGGAAAAUAAGGAAUGAUUCAUUUGGAAUUGAAAGGCUUCACAAGCAAGACAGCUUACUGAGACAUACCAGUAGCUGCAGCAUUACUGGCUCCCCGAGCAGAAACAGCUUUAAAUCUUCUGAUCCACUUGUUAUUUAUUACACUUUACCUAGAAAAUCAGCUAGCAUUGCUGGUAGUAUUAUGUCAGAUACACCCAUCUCUUUCCCUAGAGAAAAUAGAAGAAGUAUGUAUGAUUGUUUAAGGUCUGAAAUUCCAAGUGGAGUUGAUGCCUUUUGUUCUAGCCAAAGAGAUGUGUCUUGUUUAGAAUCAAAACGUUCCUUUUUAACAUCAGCACCAUUAUAUGCUGCUACAAGUAACAGAGAUAAAGAGUACCCCAGUCCUUUAACCAGAAGUCCUAAUGAUUCAGUAAGUGGCAGCACAUCAGUUGAACUGAGUGAUAGAUGUAGACAUCUAAGCAGAAGAGAAUCCUCUGUGUUUUCGGACUGUAAGGAAGGGGGAAACGGUUUGCAGAAAUAUAAAACUACAAGCACGUUUACAGUUUGUGUUGAUGAAGAUCAUGUCAAGUAUCAUGAGCUAGUUUCAAUUUAUUACACGUUGCCGCGGAGGCAUUCAAAAACAUUUUGUAACCUCUUCAGGGAUAAUGCAGAGGAUGCAGAUUUACCUCUUUCUGAUGACAAUUCUCAGACACCAAGAAUACGAAACAAGAAGAACGAAGGUCAUGUGAGUUUAGCAAAUGUUUUUUUCCCCAGUACUCUAGAAAAAGAGGUGUCUUCCUAUUCUUCUGACCAGGUAUCUUCAGCUCUGGUCACACCUCAGAACUUAGAAACUGCUGUUAACAGUGAAGGAGAGAAUUCGCACUUAUCUCCUGGCUCUGAGAGGGUACGUACUGCAAAGUCAAUGAGUAUGGUCAAUAAUAGGAAGGGUAGUUCAACAGAUCUUUCAGUAACAGACAGCAUCCUUUCUGAUGUGGUGACAAAAGACAUUUCUUUCGGUGGUCCACAACCCAUUGCAAUAGCGGCUAACUCAGGUAAGGCCCUUUCUGAUGCUACAAACAACCAAAAUACAGAAACACGUCUGAAGGAAAAGGAGGAAAUUUCUCGAACAUCUGCACCACUAACGUCCACUUUAUCAACACCUCCUAAACCAGACAGACUUUUAGACAACUCUUUUUAUUCUACUUCAACAAAUAAGAAUGGUAUACAGAAGGGAAGCUCUGCAAACUGCUAUCAGCCUGCUACUGUAAGUACAAAUAAAAAUCAGAACAGUUUACUCCUCCACACAAGGGAGAAGAGUUCUCGUGGAAGGAUCGGUAACGCAGAGCGUGCUGAUGUGCCACUGCCUCCCAGGGAGGACACAGACAGGGACAGUACCAAAGUCAAACAGGGAAUAAAUUUCCUACGCCACACCACCCCUCUGUAUAAUAAUAAAUGCAGUGGACUGCAGUUAAGAGCUGAUAGUUCAAGAAAUAAUGCAAAUGACUUAAACUCUUGUAGCCAAAUGCUGCCAGAGUCUCAGAACAAAGCAUUUGAGGUAAGCACACCUUCCACUGCUGAUCCAUUACUUCGGCUAGACAAAACGGUCAGCACAGAUAAAGAUGAGUUAAAGAAUUCAAAAAUUAAAAAAGAGCAUAACUCACAGAGUACUCAGAUGGGUAAAGACUGUAGUGUUUUGCAGGAAUCAGAAAGGCCCAGUGAAGGUAGCGUGAACAUUAACAGUAAAGAUAAAGUCAUCAGGGCUGCACAAGACCAAAAAUUAACACAGAGUGCAGAAAAUGAGAACAAGCUUCUCUCUGACUGCACAAGAGACAAAGUCAAAGAUAUAGAAAAAAGGAAAAACAGACCUUCCAUUAAAAAUAAACUGGCAGCUGUUUGCAAAACCAGCCGAAAAUUUUCAAGUAAAAAUUUACCCCCCAAACCACACAUAAGUAAUAUUUUUUCACAGAAUGAUGGGAAUGCCAUUUCUUUAGAGGCCAGCAUGUCCCCUGACUCGCUGGUUUCAGCAGAUUGCCAUCAGUCAUCUCUGCAGUCUGAGAAUGAAAAUCAGAAUCACAGUCCAGACAGGAAUACACAAAUACGAAAACCAGCUGAGAAUAGUAAGAGUGAAAAUGUGACUGAUCCUUCUUUGCUAGUUAACAACUUAAAUUGGAAGUCUUUUGCAAGCUUAUACACCCAGAAGGAAGCCAUCAGUCCCAAAAAGACUACAAUGAAAGUAGAAAAUAGGCCAAAUCUUACAACCCUAUUUCCAGAUAAAGCAGUAGCCACAAGAAAUAAGAAUUCCCAAACACUUGAUUUGGGGUUAGAAAACAGAAGCCAGCCCAUCUCACUCAGUGCUACCGCAUCAGACCUGGUGGUUGGUGAGAAAAAAAGAGCUAGCAGCAGUGCUUGUAGUCCUCCCCUGCCACUCUUAACUGACAAAAACUCAAACACAUUUGUAAAUAAUUGCUUGCAGACGGACAUAUGUCCAAAGCAAAACGUGACUUCUCAGACCGCGCUUGGAGAGCAUCAAAACACCUCCCAGUCCAAUAGCUUAAAAAAUGCCAACUUGCAGAGCUAUCUGUUGCGCAAGAGUCAAGCAAAAAAUCAACGAGAGCGUCACCUUUCUGAGAGUAUUUGUGCUCAAGAUUCCCAUUCCUUUGCCUCUGUAAGCAGUAUUCUACCAAAGGAUAGCGUACAUGGGAAGAGAUUUAAAUCUUCCUCAGAGCUGUUGUCUUGUGAUGAAAAUGAGAACUGGGCGUCAGAUGAUGAGAAAUGCUACAGCACUAGGAAUUUGAUGUAUCCUUCCGUUGAAUUUGGUAUAUUUGGCAAAGAACAACAGUUGGCUUUCCUGGAAAAUAUCAAGAGGUCACUCACAGAAGGGCGAUUAUGGAGACCUUGUCUUCUUAAUAACCCUGGUGCUCUCCGAGAUGGAGAGACCCCUUCCAUAAACAGGGCUGCGCUUUUCAGCUCGAGUUCUGCUGGGAGCAAAGUAUCAUCAGCUGCUUCAUCCCCCCGAGAGCUGUCAGACAUCUAUCAGGAAGACCCAGCUACUUACUCAGACUCAGACACUGAUACUACCACAGAUGAUGAAUAUUACCUAGACGAGAUAGAUAAGGAAUCAGAACUGUGACAGCCUGUGGUACGAAGAUGGCAAGACAGCUCGGUCGUUUUGGGGCAGGCAAAAACAUGUAAAAUACUUUGAGCCAGUUCUUGUGCUGCUAUAGAUUGGUAAUCUUAAGUUUCAAAGAAGUUAGUAGUUUAUGUUAGCUGAACUUCUGAGUUUUGUAUUAAAUACGUGGCUUCACUAUUGUUGGUUUUUCCUGGCAGGGGAAAAAAAAAUCCAUCCGAAAAUAUUACCUUCUGUAGGUAAACAACUGUAGAGCUUUGGGCAGUGUAGGGCUGGAGAUGGCUUUCCUCUGAGUCAGCAAGCAGUGGCUCAGGCUGCUGCCAGCUAGGUAGAACAGUGCUAAAAUAGAUAAAAUCUUGCUCUAGCUACAUUUUCUUACAAGUUGUAAUAGGAAACCAACAGGUUACGUUGCUGAUAGAUGUUUCUCCAACUCUCAUUUACCAGACCAAGUAUCGUAAUGCUGAUCCAUCCCACCUAACACCCACACGAAAUGAAAGUCAUUCACUUCUUACAGCAUAUUUUGUAGGAAUGCUCUUUUUCUGUAUUCCUGGGAGGCAUUGCAGCAAUGUCCUGGUGGCAGUUGCUGGGCCAGGCGGUGGCCAUGUCGCAUGAGGUGGAUUCCAUGCCAGGAAUUUUCUCCUCAGCGCUGCAAGGGCAAUGAGCUUUGUGUGUUACAGGAGUGCUGCUAACGCACUUGAGCAAGGGGCGUAGCACUGCUUAGUGUAUUAGUAAUUUUCAGUACUGGAGUACUGUGAAAUUGCCGUGGAUGUUAACACAGAUGAGCAUGGAAAUCCGCUUUUCAGACGUGCGUGCGGGGAGAUUCACAACUGACACAGCUUUGGCUACGGUUGAGAUGAAUUGCCAGGCUUCUGCCUUUGACUUGGAACAGAUUCAUUUGGAUUAAUAACCCGGCGCUUUAAACCAUGCGAAAUGUAAAAGGUUUACCCUAUCUAUUGCCUAUACAAACCUCAUAGUUGAAUCCUAAGUUGUCCUAACAGUGCUAAGACAAGCUGAGUGGUGCAAACUGUGGCUGCCCCGUGCGGAGCUGACCCCGGUGAGCCGGGUGCCACCACCAGGCUGCUCCAGGCUGGCACCUCCCGCAGCGGGCGCUUGGCUGGGCCACCGCUGCACAGGCUGGCAUUUUUUUCCCAUGAAGCAGGUAAAACUGGUGAAAAGUGCUCCUUGCCUUUUGCUAAAUUACCACCUCUUUCUGGUGUUUUCCCACCAUUCCCGCUGUCACCGUGGAACUUUCUAUCCUUUGAAAUGAAACGCCGCAAUUGUUUUCCUGCGGCUUUCGUUCGGCCACAUUAAUGAAUGUUGUGUUAUUACUCAGUAGCCAAAACUCAUCCCUGGCCAUUAAGUUUCUAACUAAGCUUUGAUCUGUUUUUAUAUGAAAUAGCAAGCCAGAAGAUAGUAUUUUUAAAUAAUUAUACAUUUGUUUCUAUUUUAAUAAUUUCACAUGUGAUCUAAAAUGUUGAUCCAUAUUUUUGAUACGCUUUUUAAUUCAAUAAAAUUUCUGUAGGACAUAAUUAUAUUUUUGUAACUGGAAGGACAAUAUACUGAUAUUUUAAAAUAAUAUAUUUUAUCAGAACAAGCAGUGCUUGUCUCACCAAAUACUCCACAAGAAACUAAAAGAUGAAAAGAUAGUAGGUAACUGGUAUCCUUAUCUUUUGUACUGUAAACUUCGUUAAAGAAGUGGGUCUAAUUCAAAUCUAUACCGAUAUAUAAGUAUUAUUACUUUAUACUAAGAUAAUUUGUCUUGUACAUAAAAGGACUAAUAUAAACUAUGUAUUUAUGGUCAGAAUUGAUCUCUAAAACAUGUCUGUCUUAGAAGAAUGUAAGCGUAUGCUGACAUAUGCAAUAGUGGAAGGAAAUAACUACACUGUAACUGUAAUCUUGUAAAAUGUGGUAUUCUAAGGAAAAAUUAUGUUUUUUUUCUGUAAAUGGUUCUAUAUGUUUGGGAUCCUGUAGAGUAAGAUAAUAAAACCAGCUGAGUACCAACGAGGAAUUUGUGCUGUACAUUUCUGCAAAAUAUGUUAAUCUAAAAACUGGGAAUACCAGCCUACAUAAGUUAAAGGAUAAUAAAAUAAAUGUUUACAAGGGAAAUAAACGGUCAUACAGUUUUGCUCGACUUGAAGGGGAUGGUUUAGAACAUUUUUAUUUGUAUUUUCUACCUGUUCAACAGAAGUUGGAUUAAGUUCUCACCCUGUUGGUGUAAAAAAAGUUUUCUCGUUUGCUUUGCUGUGUAUCCACAGGCAGCUUGAUUUAAUGUAAACAAACAAAAAAACAGCUCCUGGUAAUAAAUCAGUUGUGCAUGACUGCAGCCUGUUGAGGAUCCGUGAUUUAAUAUUGACACUGAAUGAUGGUAUUCUCGAAAACAGUUUUGUGAAAACAGGGAGAAAAAUCCUUUGAGUAGCAAUCAGCUCCAUUCAGUUCAGCAGAGCCAGAUUUUGAUACCUUCGCUCUUUCAAGCUUUUUCUUUGGCAAAAGUAUAUUAUAUAAAUGCUCAUAAUUUAUAGGAUUUUCAUACCUAAAGUUACGUGUUUGCAAUAAACUGCAUUCAAAUGAA